This is a messenger RNA of Owenia fusiformis, 1320 nucleotides long. Lineage: Eukaryota; Metazoa; Annelida; Polychaeta; Sabellida; Oweniidae. The record is from the annotation of a GenBank genome assembly.
UUUAUUGUCAUGAUUCAAUUAAAAGUCACUUCCGGUCUAAGUUUUUCAAUUUUUUCUAGUUGGACAUUCUUCUAGUCAGUUUCUUGUCGUCCAAUAUGCAUCCAGCGGUUCCCAUAGCCUUGGUGUUCAUAGGAUGCUGUAGUAAUGUCGUAUUCCUUGAAUUAUUGGUCAAGGGUAACAGCAACUCAGGAAACAUUGUGACAUUUGCUCAGUUCUUAUUUAUUGCUCUCGAGGGGUUUGUCUUCUAUGCAGAUUUUGGCAGGAAAAGUUCUGCCAUUCCUAUGAAAAACUAUUUGAUUAUGGUUUUUAUGUUCUUUGCUGUGCAAGUUAUAAACAACUGGGCCUUUAGUUUCAACAUAUCCCCACCGUUGCACAUGAUAUUUAGAGCUGGUUCUCUUAUGGCAAACAUGGUGCUUGGAAUAAUACUCCUGAAGAAAAGGUAUAAACUAUCAAAGUACCUAUCAGUAUUGAUGAUCUCUGCUGGUAUAGCAAUCUGCACUAUAGCAUCAGCUGGGGAUGUGAAAUCACAUGGCAGUAGCUCUGAAAGUGCAGAGGAUAAAUUAUAUGAAUACACUAGAUGGCUUAUAGGUAUCUCAAUGUUGCUGUUUGCACUGUUCAUGUCAGCCAGAAUGGGUAUCUUCCAGGAGACAAUGUAUGCAAAGUGGGGCAAACACCCUAAAGAGGCCUUGUUUUACAAUCAUGCUCUACCUCUGCCUGGGUUCUUACUGCUCUCAACGGAUAUAUAUUCAACUGCCGUAGAGUUCAACAAUUCAGAGCCAAUUAAUGUACUAGGGAUCCCUAUACCAUGUCUCUGGCUGUACCUGGCUGGGAAUGUCAUCACACAAUACAUCUGCAUAAGAUCUGUGUUCAUAUUGACAACAGAAUGUCAGUCUCUGACUGUCACCUUAGUAGUCACCCUGAGGAAGUUUGUUAGUCUCAUAUUCUCAAUAAUGUACUUUAAAAACCCAUUCACUACAAACCAUUGGAUGGGAGCGACUCUUGUGUUUGGAGGAACUUUGAUAUUUACAGAGACAUUUACCAUGAUUUGGAAAUCACUAGGAUUCGGUGAAAAGAAGAAGGCAGACUAGAACAACUUGCAUUUCAGAUAAUUUGAAUGAGGCAAUAUUAUCUUAUGCUGCGAACAAUCAAAGUUAUUGAUCUACAUUAUGCUGCAUUUGACUUAAACUUUAAUUUUAUAUUAAUUGAUUAACAUUAAUUAACUUAACUGCCAUUUUAACAAUUAACCUAUUGGCAGCAAUUGACACCUAUUUUAUCAGUUUUCAUGUCACCACCAAAUGUGGGAUUGUUAUGGUCCCAAAC